AUGGCAGUCUCGGUUAUUUCUGUACAAAAGGAAUACGAAAAACUACGUAAUGUGAAGCAAGAAGACAUUAAAGAAAUAAUGGCGUGGCUAGGCACACAGCCGCAUCUCCCACAUCAGUAUAUCACGGAAUUGGACGUCAUACUCGCGUAUCACAGUUGUGCAUGCGACACAGAAGUAACAAAACGGGUCAUUGAUGUCAAUUACACGCUAAGAACAUUGUUCCCGUUUUACCAGAACAGAAAAAUGGACAAGUGUCUGGAAAACGCUUUCCAAACCUGGUUAAUUGUGCCUCUAUCGAAUGUCACCAAGAAAGGUUACAAACCAAUUUAUUGUGAACUAUUGGAUGCAGACCCUCAAAAAUUUGUUUACGGUGAUGUCAUCAAAGCAUUCUUCAUGGUUAUGGAUCUAUGGCAGUAUGAAGAAGGUACGGUACCAGGCGUUGCAUUGAUAGUAAAUUUAGAUAGAGUAUCGCUUGGUCACAUAUCUAAAGUUGACUUGACUAUAGCGCAGCAAUUCUUCUACUUUUUGCAGGAAGCAAUGUUUGUCUGCCUCAAAGAAUUCCAUUUUAUAAAUGCUCCGACAUUCAUUGAUAAAUUGCUUGCCAUGGUCCGACCGUUUAUGAAAGAUGAAUUGCUUGACAUAUUGAAGGUUCAUCAAACAGAUGUCAAUACUUUAGAUGAAUAUAUAUCGACAAACGAUUUGCUCAAAGCUAAUAAAGAGAACAAAGAAGCUUUAAAAGAUACUAUCUGUAGUAGAUUAGCAGCUAAUUCAACAUUUUUUGAAGAUGAGUCAAAGCAAAGAGUAGAAGAAUCUAAGCGACCAGGAGGUUCUAAAUCUAUGAUGGAUGUACGUGACGGCACGUGCAGUUCGCGGCAUGGGUAG
Arctia plantaginis is the source of this 882-nucleotide messenger RNA. The record is from the annotation of a GenBank genome assembly. NCBI's taxonomy places the organism in Eukaryota, Metazoa, Arthropoda, Insecta, Lepidoptera, Erebidae.